AUGGCUCCUCGCACACGUUCGAGUACCAAGGCGAACCGCGAUCGCGCGGCCCCCCUCGCAGAAGCAACUCCCACCUCGCCGCCCGAUACACACGACUUCCCUGUCGUCCAAGCUCGCCGCCGCGUCGCUCGCGUGACCAAGACAUACGGACGUGGUUUGACCGGCCGCCGUUCUGACAAGCAAGAUGGGGCGAGGUUGGCCGCGAAUGCGCAAGGCUCGCCCAAGUCCACGGCUGGAGUCGAACAUCCCUACAGCAGCGGAGGCAGACGUGCUCUCACGGUAUCCGGUCCAGCCACGCCCACCGCAACAGAAGCAGCACCCCCCUCGAGCUCGCCAGAUACCAACGCUGAUCGUACUGAUGACCGGGAGGCCGCUGCCAAGGGGGAGGGCACGUCGGGGGGACAUGUUGCACGCGACAACAAGGCCAGUGUCACAACAGCCCGAGACAUCAAGGCAGGGACCGCCUGGAUCCCACGCUCUGCGCCCGCCCCGACUGGUUCGCAGGACGACGAGGACGCGCUUCACGAUGAGGAUAUGCCGGCAAUAACUACCCUCGGCGACCGAUACACCGCUCCCCGUCAUCUUAAACCCUCCCUCGCCCUCCCACCUAAUACUCUCUCAGCACCAUAUUGCCACCCGCCGGCCACGAUUCACUCAACCGAUCGUUUGAUUCCCCCCGCUCGGUCACUUCUCUCCCUGCUACCAGUCCGCGGCAGCAGCCUCGACGUAUCCGCAAGCACAAGAAUGCCUGGAGUACAGGAGCCCGAGGUCCACCGCUGCGCCUCCACGCCCGAGGAGGUUCGGUACAAUGAAACCAUGGUGGCUGUACAGAAGAAUCUCAUGAGAGCGCUCGAGGAAGCGUGUGACCGGCGUAUCGAAGACGAGUGGGUCAACGAGGCAGGACAGGUCAAGAAGCGUACAAUCAUCUAUCCCGAUCACUUCGAGGGUGGACGGGAAGACUUGGAGGACGCCCGCCGCCUCCAUCUGCAGAGUUACCGUCCCGAGGUGCGGCGUCUCCAAGACCUCGUCGUUAAUGCACUGGAGCGAGAUGUUAAAAACCUGGGGUCGCCCGAGAGCGAGGAGCACGCCUUCCUCUGGCGGGAUCAGACGCACAGUGCAAGCAAGGCACUGGAAUUCCAGAAGAUGAUCAAGGCCGUGAUGGACAAGUGGGAAUAG
Clonostachys rhizophaga is the source of this 1176-nucleotide messenger RNA. Lineage: Eukaryota; Fungi; Ascomycota; Sordariomycetes; Hypocreales; Bionectriaceae. The record is from the annotation of a GenBank genome assembly.